CGCCAGCGUUAGCAUCAAUACGACCGGUGUCCAAGAUGGUAGCCCACAUAAAGCAUUUUCUCGAUUUCAUGAAUGUUUCUGCGGACAGUGUAAAUAUUCAGUUCAAAGAAAAGGUUCCCACGGUUAAGGUGGACUCUGGGCUUGAGCUCACAGGAUGCGCGCCGAUCGGACGGUACAUCGCCGAGCAGUCGGAGAAAGGACGGACCGUUCUCGGAAAAGAUGCCCAGGAGCGAGCUCUUAUCCAGCAAUGGCUUGAAUACGUGGCUGUUCGGUGGGAACACGGCACACCCUCAUCAGAAAGUGCUCACAGUAUACUACAGGAGCUGGACAGUUACCUAGCGGACCGAUGUUUCUUUGUGGGCAUUUCACUGACUCUGGCUGAUGUCUUUCUUUACUACAGUCUUCAUCCCACUGUUUUGUCACUGACAUUUAAGGAGAAGGAGAAAUACGGUCAUCUCUGCCGUUGGUUUGACCUGGUUCAGCAUCAAGACGGUCUUCGACAGAAUCUCCCAAUCGUAGUUUUCACCAAGACCCGGUUGUACCUCUAACGCCACAUCCUGGGACGACCUCUCUGAAUACAUCAUGGGAACACUUCUCAGUCACAGUACAUGCUAUGAUUGUGUAUCUUUUAGUUCUGUUUUGUGCACUUUAUGCUUGACUCUGUCUUUUCUCUUCUGCAGUCUGUAAUUGUGUUGUGGGAUGAGCUCAGAAUUUUGGUGCUAGCUUAUUUGCCCAACAUUGACUUACAGGAUUAUGGAAAUCAGUUCUCUGUGUGAUUGGAGAGUAGUGAACAGGGCAGGUUAGUACUGAAUCAUGCUAACAGUUGGUACUGAUUCAUGACUGGACAUGUUAGGGUGCAUUCAGACCAAUGAUUGAUAAGAGCUUGCAUGACCGACCACAGCUGGCGACUAAGCAGUGGCUCACAGCAACCGAUGCUAGCUCCACCAAGUGAAAUUCGCUCGUUUUCUACACCGACAUAUCUCGUAAUUGGCGCCAUUUGCAUCUGCUGGCAUCACCAUCACCACGUAAAUUAAGUGUCAGCAUAUAUUAGCGUCCUGCUCUCGUUCCGGUGAUUGGUUCAGCAUAAAGCUAAAAGAUUGAGUUGUAAAGAACGGACCUAAAACAGUGGCUUUCCGACAAAAGUGAUCUUUGCAACCAACUUUAGAUGCAUGACCUCUGUAAAUUGCUGGUGUGAUUGAACCAUUACUUUGUGAAGUGCAACACUUGAAAAGGGGUAUUCCUUUUUAUCUCAGCUCUACGAGGCAUGUUCAUGUCAUAUGUAAUGUUUAUCAAAGGCAGAUUAUUCCUUUUUUUGCUGACAGCAGGUUUAUUGACUAUGAUUUAUAGGGUGGCAGUUCAAAUGUGAUAGCGUGACCGAAGCAUUGAUUGAGGAUGUCACAUCCACGAUAUUGCAUCCCUGUAGGCUCACUCACUACAAACGUGCAUAUGCCUUUACUGUGUGUAUGCAGGUUGUUUUAUUCCUUUAAAAGUAAUGUUUCCCAAUUAAUAGUGACCGAGUACUUAUAUAUGAUUUCCUGUACGAUGUAAAAAUAGGUGGUGGUCUACUAAUGCUGACCUAUUUAUGACUGAUACAGUGUUCUUUUUUGUGUGCGUUUUGUUUAAGCAGUUGCUAAAAGUAGCUGUCAAUUGUUCUUUUUUUUGUCUCCUCGGUUGCUUGUUUCAUAAGCUUCUUCACUGAACGUACUGAGACAAUUUCAGUGGCUUUUUGACGCGGUUGUUGCAGUUGCUCGUCUACCUCUUUGUUAUUUAUGCGCCUGUCGGUGGGUCCUUUUAAGCAUGCUCGAAAAUGACGAAUAACUUUUGUUUCGUCGGCAUGUGGUGUAUUUAUUAUUUGUGGUGAUUCACUGUCGUCUUCUGAACCCAGUUCUCUGCAUAUGUUGCUACCUAAGUGGUAAUAUCGUGUGAUAUUUGUGAAGCGACGUCGCGAGACUUUUCAUGAUCAUUUAUUGGGCUCUAUGUGGAAAUGUAAUGUCUCGGGUUAGGUGAUUCACUCCAGAACAUGUGUCCAUGCACAUGGUUCGGUGUUUGUGGUCAGUUUUGUCACGUUAUUAACAUGUUCCCUGCUGUUCUCGUCUAUGCACGUGGCUCAUGCACAACUUAUGUUAAGUGUCUUUGCAUAAUCUUUCGUGAACGCUGUAAGUGAUAUAAAGUGAUUGAACGUAACGUGUCUUCGGCUGGAGCUGACGUUUAGACAACGAGGCCACUGUUUAUUACCUCUAGUCUCGAUAUUCCUGCAAACAAGUUCUGUGCGAAGGCUAUCGGUAGUUUCUUGUUCUUUAGUGACUAGUGUAUGAUUGAGCUGUGAGCAUUGAUUAAAUCACGACGCAGCUUUCUGUUUAGUUUCAUGGUUGCUUUCCUAGCACACUGACACAAAUAUGUCCUAAUGGACAGUGCGAGUAUUCAUCUUUCUAGCCAGCAAACAACUCUCUUAUGCAAAUUUUCUGCUUCACGCUGUUUCUUUGGCACGUACUGUGGAACCUUUUUAUAGUCAAAUCUUUAGGACUGGAAAAAAAUCGCUGUACCAGUGUCUUCACUAUAGCUGUAGUUCACCUUUUGUAAUUAUGACGUUUCCUAAGCAUAGUAGGUUGAUUCUCGGUGAAAAGAGUGUAAAUUUGCUUUUUACUGAAACGCACAUUUCCAGGCUACUAUCAUUAAACAUACAGAUGCUGCCGCCAUUUGUCUGAUAGGAAAACUGUGAACACCCAUGUAAGAACUGUAGGCAGCUAGUACACAUAGGAAUUGUCGCAUAGUAAAUGAAACGAUGUGUGGAAACCAUGGUGCGUAUAUUUUCAUUGCUUAUUCCGUCAUCUUCAGCAAGUCAGUACUUCGUUCCUUUAUUCGUUGUGUUAUUUUUUUUUAUGAACAAUUAUUUAUGUUGUUCCUUAUAUAGUAAAGAAAUGUACCUUUUUCUUUUAUAUAUCCACUUCUCCUCUGUAUCUGUCUAUUAUAUAAGUGAAAAGAUCCAUCACUGCCUGUGCGAGUAUGAUCGUGAUGAGCGUUUCUCCUUGUAGGUGUUCACUAUAUGCGGGUUUACUAUAAUGAGGUUCUACUGUAUUUGUUUUUUUGGUAGCUUUUUCUUAGUCUCCAAUAGAAUGAUUUUCUGCUACGUUUGAUUCAUUCUUCCUUUUGCAUUCGUUGAUGACCUCUUUUUGAAACUGGAUGAUUGUGACAUGCUUCAGCACUUUUCUUAAGCAAACAGUACCACUCACUAUUUAAGGUUUUCUGUUUACAUAUGGCACUUUUGUAUAAACAGACCAGCUUAUUAGGCACUCUUCAGUUGUUUCACCGCAUUAAGUAGUGUGUUUCGAUUGUGCAUCACGCAAGGCUAAUCGCCGUAAAGGCUACAGAAAAGAAAACAAGAAACCUUACUGCAUGAAAUAGAGCUGCAGAAAAGUAGAAGGUAUGAGAAUGGGGUCCCGUUUUUUUUUUUUUAAUACCUUGGGAGUGUCGCAUAAUCAUGCAUGUUACCCCCUUCCCCGUUUAUAAUCCUUGAGAAGAAAAAAAGAACAUAUAGCCCACAUAUGGAAGUGGGGGCAUAUGUUAUUAAAACCUAUAUAAACAGUGGUGCACAAAUCUGCAUAGGUCAGUGCUCCAAAAGUGUUUGCUCAGACCAUUGCUUCCAUGAUCAGUUAAUGCGUGUGCGACUCUGGAGGUCUCGGAGGCCAUGGUUCAGACAGCAGUCCAAUAUAAUCCAGUUGAAACUCCACCCACAAAACCACGCUGCACUUGUGCUUCGUGCAUCUGCACUCUGAAACAUAGUUGCCGAAGGAUGCCAAUGUACUGUCAUGGAAAUGAGUCUGGUACAUCCAAGUGUAACCUCGAUGUAACGAACACGGAUAUAACGAAUAAUUGAAUGUAAUAAAAUACAUCUAAAAUGAUUGUUGCUAAUAUCAGCAUGUAACAAAUAUAUGCUCGGAAAGAAUACCCAAUAUAGCAAAAGUAUUUGCGUGGCGGAUACGAUUUUACGAUAACAAGGUUCGACUGUAUCUAAUUUCUCUUUUAGUUUCGCAGCGCUGUAUUUGCAACUGUGCACCUAGGUUGUCAUCGCGAUUAUAAUUCCUAGUAGUAUUAGGAGUCUGGUAGCAUGGUAAAGUCUGCAAAUAUUGUGAGCAGUGUACAAGGCCAGAUAUUGAAACUGCUCUAAUUCUAUUUCUUCUUGCAUGCCAUCACUUGCCCUAGUAGUUUGCCUGUUAUCUCUCUGGAAUUGGCCUACAGAGAGCAGUGGAUGGUGAAAAUGAAACCGAAUCAAGCUAAUAGUUGCAUUACGCUAGCCUAGAAAGUUUCUUGGCAAAUGAUCUGAAGUAUGUGCCACUUACUGGACGUUAUCAAGUACUCCGGGCACCAGUGAAGUGUAGAUAAGAGUCUGCAUGAAAAUUUCAUUUAUAAGGCUGUUGAAAAAUGUGAAGGCAGGUAAUUUCAGAAAUGUGCAUAUUGAACACCUUGCAUUAUUUGUCGAAGUCCUCCUCUGCUCGUUUCACUGUGCACCAAUGAUAUUGAUGUUGGGAUUGGGUUUGAAACCAAGGUGAUCAAAGUUUGUUCUCGGGUUUGCCUUCUGUCUUGGUAAUAAAGGACUCCACUGCCCUUGGAGAACCUCUUGAAAAUGA
Messenger RNA from Dermacentor andersoni, 4625 nucleotides. RefSeq names its product aaRS-interacting multifunctional protein 3 (gene AIMP3). The record is from RefSeq and is a predicted model, not a curated record. Lineage: Eukaryota; Metazoa; Arthropoda; Arachnida; Ixodida; Ixodidae. Gene Ontology annotation, biological process: positive regulation of DNA damage response, signal transduction by p53 class mediator. Gene Ontology annotation, cellular component: aminoacyl-tRNA synthetase multienzyme complex; cytoplasm; nucleus.